AUGGUGAAGUUCGGGGACUUCGAGCCUCUAUGCAAGGAUACGCCAAGUUAUCCGUGGUGUAAUCUCUUUUACCGACAGCUUCAGCGCGGUGCACCUGAUGUUCUGAGAGGGCUAUCCAUCCCUUCCGAGUCAGCGCCUGUCGGUGUGGAUCCAACCUGUGGAAUUCCUCGUGUGGGCCAUGACAAUUCAGUGGGCAACGUCGCCAACAUUGCGGCCUGUGGAUUGAGCAUAUUUUUUACUGCUUUCCUCAUUUUUGCGUGUAACCGACGGAAAGCGGCUGUCGGACGCAUCGAACUGCGAACAUUCCUUACCCUCUACCUGCUUACCCUACCCCUACAACUCAUCACAACUGGCUCCUUCCUCGAACAGGGAUCGACACCUCUCGUCGCGUUGACUGCAAUUCACGCAGGCGCAGUUGUCGCGCUAUUUUGGUCGUUGCUGGCCAACGCCAUUGUCGCGACGCAGGUCGUGGAGGAUGGUACCCUGGCUAGUUUGGUGCCUUUCUACAUUUUCACUGCUAUUGCGCUCGGCGUGGGAAUCUACAUAUCGCUCGACAUCGCUCUCGGCGUAACGAACGUGAUUGGUGGCCUAUCCUCGCCGCCCUCAAGACUUGGGAGUAUCGCUCUGUUUGUGAUCACUAGCAUAUGGCCAGCAGCAUGUGCUGUUCUCUACCUCAUCAUCAUGUCCUACAUUGUGCUGCAUGUCCUCAACGAAACACGGCCCAUGUGGUACUACAUUCUGGCCUCGUGCCUUUUCGUGCUCUCGCAGCUAGCCUGGUUCCUCCUCGGGAGAGUGAUAUGCAAGGGCUCAAAUUCAAAGAUAGACGGCUCAUUCGUAGCCACAAUACUGGAGUCCGCCGCCGUUGGCGUGUUAUACCUCGCUUGGAAGAGCAUUACAGAAGAAUCGUGGGAUGACGAAUACUACCCAUCAUACCCAUCAUGA
Molecule: messenger RNA, 942 nt
Organism: Psilocybe cubensis
Lineage: Eukaryota; Fungi; Basidiomycota; Agaricomycetes; Agaricales; Agrocybaceae
Exons: 7
Coding region: 1-942 (313 amino acids)
Biological process (GO): protein folding
Cellular component (GO): endoplasmic reticulum membrane
Source: RefSeq, a predicted model, not a curated record